AUGAUAUUGGCGUCAAUGGAGGCCACAAAUUCCACCAGCAGCAGCAGCAUCAUGUGGUUCUUCAGGGAGAAAGGUUUUGAUGAACCGAGCAUAGACAAGAUGUUGAAGAAAUGCAAACAGUUGGAGAAGGCGCAAGGCGACGUGGCGUCCGAAAACUGGGACUACCUGAGAAACAUUGUUGGCAUCCAAGAGAGAAAGCUCCCUUACAUCGUCUCUAAAUGCCCCAAGAUCCUCACUUUACGUCUCGACGAGAGGCUCGUCCCCAUGGUCGAGUGUCUCUCCACGCUGGGAAGAACGCCACGGGAAGUCGCUUCCGCCAUAACCAAGUUUCCUCCCAUACUCUCUCACAGCGUGCAGGAGAAACUCUGCCCCCUUCUCGCUUUCUUUCAAGCGUUGGGUGUCCCCGAGGCCCAGCUUGGCAAGAUGCUGCUUUUCAACCCGAGGCUCAUCAGCUACAGCAUCGACAACAAGCUCGCCUUGAUCGUCAGCUUUCUCGCUAGCCUCGGCCUCGACCAAGAUGGGUCGAUCGGGAAAGUUCUGGUGAAGCACCCGUUUCUUAUGGGGUAUAGUGUUGACAAGAGGCUUCGGCCGACCACUGAGUUCUUGAAAUCAUCGGUUGGUCUGACACAGGAUGGGAUUCAGUCAGUGGUCUUGAAUUUUCCGCAGGUUGUGUGCAGAGACGUGGAGAAGAUCCUGAAACCAAAUUACGAUUACUUGAAGGAGUGUGGGUUUGUGGAUGAGCAGAUAGCAGCAAUGGUGACUGGUUAUCCCCCGGUUUUGAUAAAGAGUGUUAAGAACUCACUGCAGCCUAGGAUUAGAUUCCUUGUGGAAGUGAUGGGGAGAGGCAUCGAUGAGGUGGCUGCUUAUCCUGACUUCUUUCAGCAUGGGUUGAAGAAGAAGGUGGAGUCACGGUACAGACUUGUCAAGAAGAACAACAUUGAGUGUAGCCUUAGAGAUAUGCUGGACUGUAACUCCAAGAAGUUCCAUGAAAAGUUUGGCGUUUCCUAUGCAAGCUUCUAGCUUUACAUCUCUUCUUGUUUUUUUGUUUGGUUCAUCAGUUUGUGUUUCUCUCUGUAAGCUAUAAUUUCUGUGGCACGAGCUUUCCUUGUGAUUAUAUCCAUGGGAGGAGUUUAUCCAUAAAUCAUCGAUUCCAUACUCUGUUUUUUGCAUUUGUCUAUCGUCGAUUCCACACUUGUUAUUGAGACUAGCACUUAUCAUCAGG
Molecule: messenger RNA, 1222 nt
Organism: Thlaspi arvense
Lineage: Eukaryota; Viridiplantae; Streptophyta; Magnoliopsida; Brassicales; Brassicaceae
Source: the annotation of a GenBank genome assembly